Musa acuminata AAA Group (dessert banana) is the source of this 1942-nucleotide messenger RNA. RefSeq names its product probable serine/threonine-protein kinase PBL7. The record is from RefSeq and is a predicted model, not a curated record. Gene Ontology annotation, biological process: protein phosphorylation. The coding region runs from base 271 to 1833 and encodes 520 amino acids. The transcript is spliced from 6 exons. Lineage: Eukaryota; Viridiplantae; Streptophyta; Magnoliopsida; Zingiberales; Musaceae. Gene Ontology annotation, molecular function: ATP binding; protein kinase activity.
CUUCGGAUUGAAUCUGGUGAAAGACGGGAAAAAGGUGAAGGUGGAGGGCAUCUUUACUUCUCUUCCUGCAAGCAAAAGGGCAAUGGGAUGAUGAUGAGUAGCUGCUGCUGCUGCUGAUUAGAUUGACCUUUUCUUUUUACUACCUCCCUUUAUGCUCGAGAGGUAUAAAGAAUUGGUAGCCGUCGGUUUCGUUCUUCUCUUACUUGCUCCGCUUGAUACUUGGAGUUUGGUGGAAGAAUCGGGGCCGGAGAGGGAGAUCGGUUCUUUCAGAUGGGAUGCGCCCACAGCACCUUCGGCGACGACGACGGCGGCGGCAGCUGCAUGGGCGCCAGAGAUGGCCGGCCGCCUCCUCCUCCUGCGCGUGAGCUGGUAAAUGCGGGAUCUUCCGGGGAGAAAGUGGCGUGGAGUUCGACGAGCCUCAUAUUCUCGGCGGCGGGCGUCGUCCGGAGGGGGAGGGGGAGGUGGCGGCGGCAGCGGAAGAGGGGGGAGGUGGAGAACAAGUCCUGGUUGCUUGCAGAGGCCCGAGCGGAAGCGGAGGCGGCGGCGGCGGCCGACCCGGGGUCCGUGCACUCGUCGUUCCGCUUCAGCUUCGGCUCACAGACGGAGGCCGAGGAAACCAUGGAGAAUGCCGCCACUCCGACGGCUACCGCGGUGCUGCUUCUGGUGAGUUUGGAGGACGAGGGGGACCGGUUGGGCAAUGGGGACGCCCAUUCCAACAAACGGCGGCAAUGGCAAGGGCUGGAGGUUUUGGAGAGGAGCAUUUCAUCCGCUGCUGCAGAUUUGGCGAGAUUCAGCUACUCCGAGAUCCGGUCGGCCACUCGGGGCUUCUCCAAAGGAAGGGAGCUCGGCAUGGGCGGCCUCAGUCGGGUGUAUAAGGGAAGAAUUGGGGCAAGAAGAAAGUCCGUGGCGAUAAAGCGGGUGGAGGGGCGGGAUCGAGACAGUGCAAAGGCCUUCUGCAGGGAGCUGAUGAUAGCAACCUCUCUCCGCAGCCCCUUUGUCGUCCCUUUGCUCGGCUUUUGUAUUGAUCAAGAAGGAAUUUUCCUUGUCUACAAGUAUGUCUCGGGAGGAAGCCUCGAUCACCACCUCCAUCGCCAAGAGAAGAAGAAAGGGAGGGGGAAGGUGCUGUCAUGGGAGGUGAGGUAUAAGGUGGCAAUGGGGAUAGCACAUGCGGUGGAGUACCUACACUUCGGCACUGAUAGGUGCGUUAUUCACAGAGACAUCAAGCCCUCCAACAUCCUCCUCACCUCUAACAACGCCCCCAAGCUUUGUGAUUUUGGAUUGGCUACAUGGACGCAUGGACCUUCUGUACCUUUUCUCUGCAAGUCGGUCAAGGGAACCUUUGGUUAUUUGGCACCUGAGUACUUCCAACAUGGUAAGCUGUCAGAUAAAACCGAUGUGUAUGCAUUUGGGGUUGUACUCUUGGAAUUAAUCACCGGGCAGAAAGCGAUUGAUCGGAAUAGGCCUCAGGGAGAGGAGAAUUUGGUCUUAUGGGCAAACCCUCUGUUGCGGCAAGGCACCAUGGCUGCUGGAGAGUUGAUCGAUCCCAGAUUAAAGCCUGGAUCUUAUCGUCCGAGUGAGAUGAGCCGGAUGAUUCAUGCAGCCACAGCUUGUCUCAACAGCGAAGAAACAGGGAGGCCAAACAUCCUCGAGGUAAUCGGAAUGCUGCGAGGAGAAGACGCCUGCAGCGACUGGUCCAUGCUCAUGGCCAACGGUUGCCUGACCGGUUAUGGAGCUCGGUCUCACGACGCAUCGGCGAAGAGCGAUAUGAGUAGUCAUCUAGCCCUGGCCAUGCUCGGUGUUUCGGACGAGGAAGAAGACUUGUACGAUCGAUGAUAAUAGAUGGGUCUCUUCUUGAUCAGUGAUCACAUGGAGCGGCUCAUGAAUGUACAUGCAUUGUUGUAUGAACGGACUGCUGGAGAGUUGCAUUUGUUUCUUGUACAAA